This is a messenger RNA of Archocentrus centrarchus (flier cichlid), 1236 nucleotides long. It is a transcript of the gene gadd45ga, whose product is annotated as growth arrest and DNA-damage-inducible, gamma a. Gene Ontology annotation, biological process: regulation of cell cycle. The transcript has 4 exons. Gene Ontology annotation, cellular component: cytoplasm; nucleus. Lineage: Eukaryota; Metazoa; Chordata; Actinopteri; Cichliformes; Cichlidae. The record is from RefSeq and is a predicted model, not a curated record. The coding region runs from base 91 to 570 and encodes 159 amino acids.
CGGAGCUCAGAAUAACACGAGAGAUUACACAGAGAACUAGACAGCCUUUUCUUAACACUGCAAUAUUCCGAUCGCGCUUGGAUUGUAACUAUGACUCUGGAAGAGAUUCACGGACAGGAGAACACAAUGGAAAACGCUGAUAGGGUGCAAAGUGCAGGCGCAGCCCUGGAAGAGCUGCUGAUCGCUGCUAAGAAGCAGGACUACCUGACAGUUGGAGUUUAUGAAUCCGCCAAAGUCAUGAAUGUUGACCCAGACAGCGUGGCAUUCUGCAUUCUCGCCACCGAUGAGGAAUACGGGUGUGACAUUGCUCUUCAAAUCCACUUCACUCUCAUUCAGGCUUUCUGCUUUGACAACGACAUCAACGUGGUGCGUGUCAACGAUAUCGACCGCCUGGCCGACCUCGUGGGUGCAGAUGAAACCGGCGAGCCCAAGGACGCGCACUGCAUUCUUGUCACGAGCCCCAGCGCAAACCCAUGGAAAGAUCCUGCUCUGGACAAGCUGAGUCUGUUCUGUGAGGAAAGUCGCAGUGUGUGCGACUGGGUGCCCACCAUCACACUCCCAGAGCGCUGAAGUGACAUCCCCCCUACAGAUGUUUCACAUGACGACGAUGAAAAGAAAGUCAACGAGCUGAGCUUCAGCUGGGGGCCUCAUGCCUUUCUGCCUCACAUGUCUGGAUUAAGAGGCUGUGGCUUUAACCCCCUCUGCAAGAGCACACUCUUCCAGUGCAUCCUGGGUCAGCGUGUUGGUUCUGGAUUACCCUGCGGAGGGGUUCAGAGUUUAUGUGUGGACUUGCUCAGGUGUAUGUGGAGUGGACAGAAUGCCUGAUGGACACUGAGGAGUUGGACUGUACUUCAUAGUACAUUAAAAGAUGACCCAGUGACUGCCCUUUAACAUACACUGGGGGACUAAGCAGAGAAGGUCAAAGAGAGAUACUGUGCAAGAAGUGGACUGGAAAGUGGACUGGACUCAUCAGAGGGAAACAGGUCAGAUGCAGAUCCAGAAGAAGGUGUCUGAAAGUGUCUAAGAGGACUUUUCUUUUUGAGUGCACCUAUCAGGAAGUUCUUGGAAUAAGCAGAAACUGCUUGCAAAUCCGGAUGUAAGCUGCACCUAUAACCUGUGACACUUUUAAUGGACUACUCAUUUUACUUUCACAUAUGCAUACAGAGCAAUGCAGUAUUGAUUUGUAUUGUACUCAUUUGAAAUGCUUUUGUGAAUAAACAUUUGUAAUCAAACUCA